CACCACCACAAGAGGGCCCAAUGGGGAGCUGCUCGCCAGCCCGGUCGUUUUGCUCUUCUCGCGUCAGCGUCUACACGUCAAUCAACCAGCAACAUGCGCCUGAUCAACGCACGCACUUUCAAGCUGAAGGAGUUUAGCGGCAAACCCCCGCACUACGCCAUCCUCUCGCACACUUGGGGCGAUGACGAGGUCACCUUCCAGGACAUGGCAGAUCUCGACCGUGCACGCCGGAAGCUGGGCUUCUCCAAGAUUGAGCGAUGCUGCCAGCAAGCCCUCCGGGACGGUCUCGACUGGGCCUGGGUCGACACGUGCUGCAUCGACAAGUCGUCGAGCGCCGAGCUUUCCGAGUCCAUCAACUCCAUGUUCGCGUGGUACGAGGGCGCCAUGAAGUGCUACGCCUUCCUCAGCGACGUGAGCCUCCGUCCCGUUCACGGUAUCGUCUCGGACUUAGAUCAUGAGGCCGAGCGCGACGGCGACGACAAUCCGUCCCUUCAGCGGGUUGCACUCUUCGAAUCGCGCUGGUGGAAGCGGGGUUGGACCUUGCACGAGCUCAUCGCACCCCACAACGUCGAAUUCUACAACUGCGACUGGGAGUACCUGACCUGCAAGCGCACCUGGAAGCAGUCCAUCAGCCGGUUCUGUAUCAUUUCUCCGGGAAUCCUGGACCACUCGGCUCGCCUAGAGUCGGUCUGCGCGGCUGAGAAGAUCUCAUGGGUCUCCGGCCGAGACACCACCCGGCCGGAGGACAUGGCAUACUGCCUGCUCGGUAUCCUGGGCGUCAGCAUGCCGUUGCUGUACGGAGAAGGCGCGAAGAGCGCCUUCUGGCGCCUACAGGAGCAAGUUAUUGCCAAGAGCGAGGAUUAUAGCUUGUUCCUCUGGGAACCCGAUCCCUACAUCUUAGCUCCCAUCGCCGACGUUCUCGCAUCGUCGCCUCGCAAUUUUCACGGUACCUCCUGGACGCCUUGGUCGAAAGUUUUGCCUGAUAUGUUUGGGUUAGGAGAGCCGCUCCAGCUGACAAGCCGCGGCCUCCGGGUCUCACUCUUUCUUCGACCAGUUACCGAGGAUGACUUCGAUGAUGCAGGACCGCUCGGUAAAAACCUCCACGGAUUCUUGACCAGGUCUGCGGGGUUUGGGGCCCGGAGCAUUGCGCGCGAGUGGCGGCUCAGGCGCGACGACCUCGCCCGUCAUUUCUGCCUCGGUGCGUUUCCAAUGCCUAGCAACCGCGAGGGCAACCCCCUGCCAUGCAUUCUCCUUCUUGACCUUGCUUCGGUGGAUGGCAUCGGCGAUUUCCCGCUGCGCACCUACAUGCACGCCAGCGUUGCCCGCCCGUACUUGAGGAUGAACUAUUUGCUCCAUGCGCUGCCGAGAGCCGAGGUUGUGGCCGACCAGCGAUGGGCGCUCAAGAGCUGCUACAUCAUGCCGGGUGAAACCUUUCGCGCCCGUCCGGAAGAAAAUGACCCGCUCAGCUUCCUAUUCAAGCCUCGGCAGCCAGCAUUGUUGCCCAUCGACCUCUGGAUCUGGCGGUCGCCGCAACAGGCCAUUCCGGGUUCCGAACUGGACAGGCGCGGCCAUUCAUCCCGCCGGUGCCUGCACCUGAAAGCCACCGGGGCAUUGCCUGGCUGCUUGGUAUACCUAGCAGUAGAGCCUGGCCGUUACUGGAUGGGCCACGCUCUCGACAAGGGCGUCGACCCGGAGACUGAGGCGAGACGGUUUCAUGACAUGGACCUGAGCGACAUUUGGGUCGAAACGGCGAGAACAGCGGGCCCCAUAGCUGAGAAUCGGCUCGACUUUGAGACCAGAUCCCUGGUCAUGACCCUGUACAUCGACGAAUGGAGCAGGUACCGGGUGUUCUUGGCCAUCGUCGAGAGACCGGAACACGGCGGGGCCAGCUCGGCCGCCUCAGCCACGUCUACCAACUAAUCCUCGGGGCUAUUAUUAGAGUGGCGAGCUCGGUGAAAUGCUGUACUGUGUACCUGCAGCUCGGGUCUUGAAGAACUCAGGCUCCCCGCGUGGUGCAAAACGGGAACUCGAC
Thermothielavioides terrestris NRRL 8126 is the source of this 2032-nucleotide messenger RNA. RefSeq lists its product as uncharacterized. The record is from RefSeq and is a predicted model, not a curated record. NCBI's taxonomy places the organism in Eukaryota, Fungi, Ascomycota, Sordariomycetes, Sordariales, Chaetomiaceae. The coding region runs from base 94 to 1920 and encodes 608 amino acids. The transcript has a single exon.